AAUUAAUGGGGGCCUGCUUUUCGAAUUCAUAAAAUCCUAGAGUUAACUAACAGAAAUAAAGUUUAGUAAAUCAAACGCAAAAAACUGUAUAACUACAAUAAACAACUCAACUGAGUGGAUAACCAUAAUUGAAAACAUAACAAGAGGCUUUAGUAAACCAACAAGAACAAAAAUUAAAUGAAAGAAUAGAUGAAUUCCCAUUAAGUAAAGAAGAAUUCGAACUAUUUAAGGAUGAUGUUUGUAUUAAAAACAUACAUAAAUAAUUUGAGAAUAUAAGUCAGAUAUUUGAAAGAGUAUGAAAAUAAAUUUAUAGUAGUUGACAUAAGAGCUUGAUAAACUUUCACAGUAAUUUUUAUCAGAAACUGAUUACGAAGCCCUUAAGUGA
Messenger RNA from Paramecium sonneborni, 385 nucleotides. The record is from the annotation of a GenBank genome assembly. Lineage: Eukaryota; Ciliophora; Oligohymenophorea; Peniculida; Parameciidae.